Messenger RNA from Pan troglodytes (chimpanzee), 3635 nucleotides. RefSeq names its product cytochrome P450 family 2 subfamily R member 1 (gene CYP2R1). The coding region runs from base 1896 to 3518 and encodes 540 amino acids. The record is from RefSeq and is a predicted model, not a curated record. Gene Ontology annotation, molecular function: oxidoreductase activity, acting on paired donors, with incorporation or reduction of molecular oxygen, reduced flavin or flavoprotein as one donor, and incorporation of one atom of oxygen; iron ion binding; heme binding. Gene Ontology annotation, cellular component: cytoplasm; intracellular membrane-bounded organelle. The transcript has 5 exons. Gene Ontology annotation, biological process: xenobiotic metabolic process. Lineage: Eukaryota; Metazoa; Chordata; Mammalia; Primates; Hominidae.
UUGAUUAAUAAGAAUUUUAAGGUAUCUCUUAAUAGGCAUUUGUAAUAGGCAGUAGGUAGAUAUUCUGUGGCUGCAGAUCCUGUGACACAUACCUGUGGGGGUAACUUCAGCCCCUGGGGAUAGUCACAAGCCAGUUAAACAGAAAAACUCAAAGACCUGACUAACUUGCUGACUUCCGCAGUGUCCUUGCGUGGGAGAUGGAGAGAAAUUGGAAACACUCUCAGAGGACAAGGUUUGCUUAGUAUAUGAAGCCUUUGCCCUUGAUAUUUCCUCUGUUUGGAAUAUUUUCCCCCAUAUCUGCCUCAAAUUUCCCUUCUAUAGUAGGCAGAAUAAUGCUCCCCUCCCCCAAUAGGUCCACAUACUAAUCCCUAGAACUGUGAAUAUGUUAGGUUUCAUGGCAAGAAGAAUUAAGGUUGCAGAUGGAAUUAAAGGGCUAAUCAGCUGAUCUUUGAGUCGGGAUUAUCCAGGUGGGCCCAAUAUAAUCACAACGAUCCUUAUAAGUGGAAGAAGGAAGUAGAAGAGAGAUAAUCAGAGAGACAGCGAUGUUGGAAGGAUUCAAACUGACAUUAAUGGCCUUGAAGAGGAAGGAAUGGGGACGAAAGCCAAGGAAUGUGGGCAGCCUCUAGAAGCUGAAAAAGACAAGGAAACAGAAUCUCUCCUACAGUCUCUAGAAAGAAUGAAGCCCCACUAACACCUCUCUGUCAGCCCUGGAAGACUCAUUUUGGACUUCUCACCUCAAGAAUUGUAAGAAAAUAAAUUUGUGUGGUUUUAAGCCAUCAGAUUGGUGGUAAUUUAUUACAACAGUAGUGGGAAACAAAUACACCUCUUUAGCAGUUGAUCUCAGCUCCAAUGUCAUCUUCCUAAUAAGACUUUCCUUGACAGCCCUCGCCUGCUAAAGUAUCUCCCCAACCACCAGGCGUUUUCUAUAACGCACUUUUUGUUUGCUUCUGAUUAUUGAAAAUUAUUGUAUUUCCAUGUCAUUGCUCUUCCCUCUCAUAAGAAUGUAAGUUAUAGAAAGGACUUUGUUGCUCUUAUUCACCUAUGUAUCUCCAUUGCUUAGGACAUGGGAACAUAGUAGACAUUGAAUAAAUAUUUGUUGUGUGAAUGAGUCGUAAGCUAAUGAGGACCAUAAAACUCAUGCCACUGCUAAAUCACAAUUAGAGGGCAGCUGUUAGAAGAGUCCCAAACCCAGUAAGUCCUGUAUUGCAGGAACUGUCCAACAGAAAACAGGAAUAAAAACAAUUAGCAAGAAUAAUAUGAAAUCAGUUGCUUAAUUCCACGCAGUGGAGGCAGAAAUCUUGAAUAGUAAAUACUCUCCGUGAACAAGUGCAGACAAGAGUCCCGUGAUUGCCAAUAAGUAAUCAUUUUGUUAAGACCAGAGAGGGGUCAAAUAUAGGUAAACUGAGUUAAUCACAUAAACUGCUCAAUCAUCACAAUUAUUAAAAGAUCACACACAAAAAUACAUUAACAGGAGAAAAAUAGUAAAACAGGACAAAACAGUAAAAUUACUUUCUUUUACUACUGAUGGGUCAAUUUUCUACUGGAAAUUCUGAAAAGUAUCAGGUUCAGCUAAAGACUGCAGUGUUGAUCAUCUCUCCAGUUUUCCUAGUGUGAAAUGAAAUAAGCAGACCUGGUACUUAAAAAGACACUUUAAGAAAGGUCUGGCCCCAGAGAGGCAGGAUCCGCCUAGCCCAGUGAGUGAGGCCGUCCUGACACCUCGUCAAUGCCCUUGUGUCAACAUUCUAGAAAAUGGACUCCUGGCUCAUUGCUCCGCCUAGAGCCCCGCCACCUCCAAAGGGUAGCACCGGCCACCCGCUCCGCAAAGUCCACUCUCAGCCGCGCAAAACUAGGGGGUAGUUGUCCCGAAGGGGCCUGAGCGCUCACUCAGUCAGCCAAUGGCCACGGAGCUAGGGCGGGACCUGAGGGUAUCCUGCCAAUGGGAGUACGGCAGGGCUGGAGGGAGUGCCUGGGUCUCAGGGCUGCGGUGGAGUUCGCACCUCCAGCUCGGGCCGAUGUGGAAGCUUUGGAGAGCUGAAGAGGGCGCGGCGGCGCUCGGCUGCGCGCUCUUCCUGCUGCUCUUCGCGCUAGGGGUCCGCCAGCUGCUGAAGCAGAGGCGGCCGAUGGGCUUCCCCCCGGGGCCGCCGGGGCUGCCAUUUAUCGGCAACAUCUAUUCCCUGGCAGCCUCAUCCGAGCUUCCCCAUGUCUACAUGAGAAAGCAGAGCCAGGUGUACGGAGAGAUCUUCAGUUUAGAUCUUGGAGGCAUAUCAACUGUGGUUCUAAAUGGCUAUGAUGUAGUAAAGGAAUGCCUUGUUCAUCAAAGUGAAAUUUUUGCAGACAGACCAUGCCUUCCUUUAUUCAUGAAGAUGACAAAAAUGGGAGGCUUACUCAAUUCCAGAUAUGGCCGAGGAUGGGUCGAUCACAGACGAUUAGCUGUAAACAGUUUUCGAUAUUUUGGAUAUGGCCAAAAGUCUUUUGAAUCUAAAAUCUUGGAAGAAACCAAAUUUUUCAAUGAUGCUAUUGAAACGUACAAAGGUAGACCUUUUGACUUUAAACAGUUAAUAACGAAUGCUGUUUCAAACAUAACCAAUCUGAUCAUUUUUGGAGAACGAUUCACUUAUGAAGACACCGAUUUUCAGCACAUGAUUGAGUUAUUUAGUGAAAAUGUGGAACUAGCUGCCAGUGCCUCAGUCUUCUUGUAUAAUGCCUUUCCAUGGAUUGGCAUCCUGCCUUUUGGAAAACAUCAACAGCUGUUUAGAAAUGCAGCCGUAGUCUAUGAUUUUCUCUCCAGACUCAUUGAAAAAGCUUCAGUCAACAGAAAGCCUCAGCUACCUCAGCAUUUUGUUGAUGCUUAUUUAGAUGAGAUGGAUCAAGGUAAAAAUGACCCAGCAUCUACUUUCUCCAAAGAAAACCUAAUUUUCUCAGUGGGUGAACUCAUCAUUGCUGGAACUGAAACUACAACCAAUGUGCUACGGUGGGCGAUUCUUUUCAUGGCCCUUUAUCCUAAUAUUCAAGGACAAGUUCAGAAAGAGAUUGAUUUAAUUAUGGGCCCUAAUGGGAAGCCUUCUUGGGACGACAAAUGCAAAAUGCCUUAUACUGAGGCAGUUUUGCAUGAAGUUUUAAGAUUCUGUAAUAUAGUUCCAUUAGGGAUUUUCCAUGCAACCUCUGAAGAUGCAGUUGUACGUGGUUAUUCCAUUCCUAAAGGCACAACAGUAAUUACAAAUCUUUAUUCUGUACACUUUGAUGAAAAGUACUGGAGAGACCCAGAAGUGUUCCAUCCUGAGCGAUUUCUGGACAGCAGUGGAUAUUUUGCCAAGAAGGAAGCUUUGGUUCCUUUUUCCCUAGGAAGAAGACAUUGUCUUGGAGAACAGUUGGCUCGCAUGGAAAUGUUCUUGUUUUUUACAGCAUUGCUUCAGAGGUUUCAUUUGCAUUUUCCACAUGAACUAGUUCCAGAUCUGAAGCCCAGGUUAGGCAUGACAUUGCAGCCCCAACCCUACCUCAUCUGUGCUGAAAGACGCUGAAACUGCCUGGGAUGUUUUCGGGAACAAGGAUGUAUAUUUGCCUUAUCCCUGAACUUGGUUUAAUCAAAUCAAUGUGUGUAUUAGAAUAAAAGUCACAGCAUCAAAAAGCCAAAUGAA